Molecule: messenger RNA, 1008 nt
Organism: Morone saxatilis (striped sea-bass)
Lineage: Eukaryota; Metazoa; Chordata; Actinopteri; Moronidae
Product: tubulin alpha chain
Exons: 4
Coding region: 43-993 (316 amino acids)
Biological process (GO): mitotic cell cycle; microtubule cytoskeleton organization
Cellular component (GO): microtubule; cytoplasm
Molecular function (GO): GTP binding; structural constituent of cytoskeleton
Source: RefSeq, a predicted model, not a curated record
AUAACCGGUUGUCUCUUCUCUCCACAGCGUGAGUGUAUUUCUAUGCAUGUCGGCCAGGCCGGAGCCCAGAUGGGCAACGCGUGCUGGGAGCUCUACUGCCUGGAGCACGGCAUCCAGCCGGACGGACAGAUGCCCAGCGACAAGACCAUCGGAGGAGGAGACGACUCCUUCAACACCUUCUUCAGCGAGACUGGAGCUGGCAAACAUGUUCCCAGAGCGGUCUUUGUGGACCUGGAGCCAACUGUCAUAGAUGAGGUCCGUACAGGAACCUACCGCCAGCUGUUCCACCCGGAGCAGCUGAUCACCGGCAAGGAGGACGCAGCCAACAACUACGCCCGCGGUCACUACACAGUUGGAAAGGAGAUCAUCGACCUCGUUCUCGACAGGACUCGCAAACUGGCCGACCAGUGCACAGGACUCCAAGGUUUCCUCAUCUUCCACUCCUUUGGAGGAGGAACCGGCUCCGGUUUCACUUCUCUGCUGAUGGAGCGUCUUUCUGUCGACUAUGGCAAAAAGUCCAAGUUGGAGUUUGCAGUUUACCCAGCCCCCCAGGUGUCCACAGCUGUGGUGGAGCCCUACAACUCCAUCCUGACCACCCACACCACCCUGGAGCACUCUGACUGUGCCUUCAUGGUGGACAACGAGGCCAUCUACGAUAUCUGCCGCAGGAACCUGGAUAUCGAGCGUCCCACCUACACCAACCUCAACAGGCUGAUUGGACAGAUAGUCUCCUCCAUCACCGCCUCCCUGCGCUUCGACGGCGCCUUGAAUGUGGACCUGACAGAGUUCCAGACCAACCUGGUGCCCUACCCUCGUAUCCACUUCCCUCUGGCCACCUACGCCCCAUUCGUCCACUGGUACGUCGGAGAGGGGAUGGAGGAGGGAGAGUUCUCAGAGGCCAGAGAGGACAUGGCUGCCCUGGAGAAGGAUUAUGAAGAGGUGGGCACCGACAGCGUCGGGGACGAAGGAGAGGAAGAGGGGGAAGAAUAUUAAGUUUCAAAUAACAAA